AGUACCCUGAACCCUAUGUGAAUCCUUUGGCAAGCAGGUAAACCCAGUUCCCAGUCUUCCGUCUCUUUAGGUUCCCAUUGAGCGGCAGUCUGUAUCUUCUUUCACCGAUAGAUGGCUUCCCGUAUGCUAAAGGGAGCCGAAUUGCUCCCUUUCUCUAUAGUAAGAAACCCAACUGGGUUGGGCUUCAUGGGGUCUUCUCUCAAUGGGAUAUGCCUCCCUAAGAUGGCUCUGAUCUCUUUUGGUGGUGGUAGUAUAAGGGCCAAAACUUGGGCUCCAAGGUGCAGCCUUCCCUCUUCCAGGCCUGCUUCUCAACCCAGGUUUAUCCAGCACAAAAAGGAGGCAUUUUGGUUCUACAGAUUCCUCUCCAUCGUCUAUGACCAUGUUAUAAACCCUGGGCAUUGGACUGAGGACAUGAGGGAUGAGGCUCUUGAGCCUGCCGAUCUCUAUGAUCCGGGAUUGAAGGUUGUGGAUGUCGGUGGUGGGACUGGAUUCACCACAUUGGGCAUUGUCAAACACGUAUACCCCAAGAACGUCACCAUUCUUGACCAGUCACCGCACCAGCUCGCAAAGGCGAGGCAGAAGGAGGAACUGAAAGAAUGCACAAUCAUCGAGGGGGAUGCGGAGGAGCUUCCCUUCCCAACGGACUCUGUUGAUCGGUAUAUUUCUGCAGGAAGUAUCGAGUACUGGCCCGAUCCUCAACGUGGUAUCAGGGAAGCAUACAGAGUGUUGAAACUUGGAGGGUUAGCCUGUGUCAUUGGUCCUGUAUACCCAACCUUCUGGUUGUCACGCAUCUUUGCUGACAUGUCGAUGUUGUUCCCCAAAGAAGAGGAAUAUAUUGAGUGGUUCAAGAAGGCUGGUUUUAAAGAUGUCAAAUUGAAAAGAAUUGGACCGAAAUGGUACCGCGGUGUCCGUCGUCAUGGCCUCAUCAUGGGAUGCUCCGUCACUGGUGUUAAAAGAGAAUCUGAUGAUUCACCUUUGCAGCUUGGUCCCAAAGCUGAAGAUGUAAAGAAGCCUGUGAAUCCAUUUUCCUUCCUUAUACGCUUCAUUUUGGGUACGAUCGUAGCAACAUAUUACGUCUUGGUGCCAUUCUACAUGUGGAUUAAGGAUCAAAUUGUCCCCAAAGGACAACCUAUAUAAAAGUGAUGCCUCACCCCUGCACAAGACAUCACCAUCUAUGUCAGAAUAUAUUCCAUGUUUUUUUUUUAAUUUUCAUUUUAGGUCUUUGGACAGUUUGUAUGAAUCAGAAAUGAAGUAUGCAGUUUCUUUGGGGAACACUAAAAAUUUGUUAGGAAAAUCUUUGUGCUUCA
This is a messenger RNA of Musa acuminata AAA Group (dessert banana), 1307 nucleotides long. Its product is annotated as 2-methyl-6-phytyl-1,4-hydroquinone methyltransferase 1, chloroplastic-like. The transcript has 3 exons. Bases 112 to 1137 code for a protein of 341 amino acids. Gene Ontology annotation, molecular function: 2-methyl-6-phytyl-1,4-benzoquinone methyltransferase activity. The record is from RefSeq and is a predicted model, not a curated record. Gene Ontology annotation, biological process: methylation. Lineage: Eukaryota; Viridiplantae; Streptophyta; Magnoliopsida; Zingiberales; Musaceae.